Molecule: messenger RNA, 1748 nt
Organism: Acyrthosiphon pisum (pea aphid)
Lineage: Eukaryota; Metazoa; Arthropoda; Insecta; Hemiptera; Aphididae
Product: oxysterol-binding protein-related protein 11
Exons: 5
Coding region: 276-968 (230 amino acids)
Cellular component (GO): cytosol; membrane
Molecular function (GO): sterol binding
Source: RefSeq, a predicted model, not a curated record
AGAUUAAAUCAACACAACAGUUAUUGCUAACGACAAUAAUAAUUUAGUCAAAAUAUACUAAAAUAUAUUUGGCUAUUAGUGUUGGGCGAUUUAACUGUUUUAAUUAAUAACGCAAUACCUUCGGACUGUUGCAAGUGUACUUACGCAAUAUUACGUUUUAGGUGUCUAUAAGUUCGCAUUCUCACAUUCCCCGGUAUUGACAUCGGUCAGUCGUCGUUGAUAUUGUCUGAUCGUACACAGCGAGCGUAUUUGGCAACAGCUAUCAUACCUACGUCAUGGACACGGGUGGUAUAGAGUUUUUGUCACAAAUUCAAGAAGGACAACUGUACAAGUACACAAAUGUGGUCAAAGGAUGGCAACACAGGUGGUUUAUAGUGGACCCAAGAGAAGGAACACUAAGUUAUUUUUUGAGUGAAAAUGAUACAAAGCAACAACCACGGGGAUUUAUUUUUUUGGAAUCUGCUGUUGUAUCUCCAAGUGAUGAGGAUUCAAAUACAUUUUCUGUGAACUCUUGGAAUGGUGAAUGUUAUAAGCUAAGAGCUGUUGAUGCGCGAGCUAGACAAGAUUGGGUGAAUCGUUUGAGAGCUGCUGCUGAGUAUCAUUCCCAAAAAAAUGUACAAAAAUAUUCACGAACAAAUUAUGUUUAUGAUUUUUGCCCAAGUGGCGUUAAAAGAUCAUUGGCCAACGCACGACAAUACUUAUCUCAAGCUGAAAACAAUUUUAUUGACAUGGCUCGAGUCAUAGAGAAGUUACCAUCUCAAGGUCCACGCUUAAGGAAUACUGAUCCAGACUUGUUAAUAAUAAAAGCAACGUCGCAGUCAAUGAUGUGCGCAUUAGAAAACUGUUAUAAGAUUCUACAACAUUCGAGCAUAGAACAACCAAUCAUUCGAACUUAUUCAUUUUUGAAUUCAAAACAGUCUUCCUUAGCUACACAUUCAAAAAGAAAAUCACAUACAACAAGUACUUAACUAAUAAGUAAUAAAUUAACAUCAUGUUUCUCUUUUAUUUUUAUACCGUGAUUUAUGUAUAUUCCAUUCAUUAUAAUUGAUUAUUUAUAAUAGUUAUUAAAUAUAGUAUUACAUUUUAAAACUUAUUGUUAUUUAUGAAUAUUUUUUUUUUAUUUAUAUGUGACUAAAUUGUAUUAUUGUUUAUAAAUUUUAAUCGUUCAAAAAUUUGUCAUAAGUUUUUUUGUAAUUCUAGAGACAGGAGGUAUAAUAAUCUAGUUACUGAAAUCUCAAUAAAAUGAAUCAAAAGUAUUAAGGUCUUUGAUUAAAAUAAAUAUAAUUAUAUGUUAAUAAUAUUAUAUUAUUAAGUAUUAUUGAGCUGAACUUAAUCGCAUAGUUCAUUUUGUACGAUACAUUCCGAUUUUUCUAACUAAAAAAUGUUAUUAGUUAGACUAUUUUACUGUAUGCUUUUAUGUUUUUAUACUUUUAGUGGUACUAUUACUUUUAGGGCUUCUUAUUAAUUUUUUUAGUUUAAUCAACUUUUUAUUUAUAUUAUUAUUUCUAUUUCAAACCCUCCGAAAGAGUGAAUAAGUACUUAUUGAUUUAAUAGUGAUAUUAAUAUAUUUUUUUUUUUUUAGUUGAACUAAUGGUUUUUAAGAAUGUAUCUACUAUUUUAUGUAGCACAUAAUUUUAUUUAAAACAAAUUUAGGAUAAGUAUAACAAUUUUUAUAAUUUUUAUGGAAACAGUAAAAUCACAAUGUAUUAAUUAUUAAUUAGUAAAAACUGAAAUAUUAUUAUCACAAA